AUGAAAGACGGUAUACUCGUUGUGCGCCUAGGCAUGCUUUCAGGAGCAAAGGGCAUUGCGCAAGUUUUGAACUUGCUCGAAAUCAUGGCCAAGACCAUGCCCAAGCCUUGGAAUUUGCCGUCUGGAGGGAGUGCCACGCAUCCGGAGGUGCAGAAGCAGGUCGUGCAGCAUCCAGCUCGGCAUGUCGUCGUGUUCUGGAGACUGGCCUGGCUGUGCCGUACCGCGGACAGCAUGUCUUGGGAGUGCGUGCGGAUGUUAUGCCAGCCAGUCAGAUGGCUUGCCACGUCCUUCACCGGCCACACGCCCCCCUUUCGCCGCCACAACUAUUUGAUUCCCAUCCGCUGGGAACCUCGACCGUAA
Colletotrichum scovillei is the source of this 360-nucleotide messenger RNA. RefSeq lists its product as uncharacterized. NCBI's taxonomy places the organism in Eukaryota, Fungi, Ascomycota, Sordariomycetes, Glomerellales, Glomerellaceae. The coding region runs from base 1 to 360 and encodes 119 amino acids. The transcript has a single exon. The record is from RefSeq and is a predicted model, not a curated record.